AUGGGAUGGAAGUUGACGAGGAGAUCACGACUGCUCCCAACCGCCCUCCGGCGCACAGCUUCGGAUCCGGCCAAGAAGCGCCUCAAGGAAGAGGUGGGUGAUGGUGAAACCUCCACUGUGGCUGCAUCUUCUUCCACCGGUUCAGGCCGCGCUACACCACAGUACGAGGAGAAGCUUGCAGCCCACCAAGCUGGUCAGUGCCGUCCCUGCGGAUACUUCAAUGUGAAGGGUGAUGGAUGCCGCCUGGGGGACGACUGUCAGUACUGCCACUUCUGCACGGAGCAGGACUUGAAAAGCCGCAAGCGCAGCUCCAAGCGCAAAGCCCGCUCGGAAAAGCGUGCUGCUGCGUGCAUUGCCCGAGCAGCAGACAUCAAUCCAGGGGCAGAAGAGGAUGAUUAUGAGGACUUGUGGUUCUUUGCCAAAUAAGAAAGCUCGCGCAGAGGAACGCAAGAAUGACGACAGCCUGUUCUGAUGAGCAGGUGCGGGUUCAGGAACAGACGCCGCACGUGUGCUUCCACCAUUUCUUGGGCUUUUGCAACGGGUGUGGGUGAAUAUGUCAAAGAAUAGUUGGCCACUUUCUUUUGAGGGCCAACAUCUGCAUCGAAGCUCUUGUGGGGUGUGAACUUCAGCAGUGGGGUGCCACAAACGGAGCACCGACCGCCGUCCUGUUCGGCCCCGGUCGGUCGGGACUGAGCCCGAGUGCCGAGCCUUCGUGUGUGCCGAGCUGAAGGGGGUUUCACCCUCCCAAGCCCACGAGCCAAGUUUGAACUCCUUAACGUGGGUGCGAAUUAAAGAGUGAGACCUCCCAAAGACUCCCUGGAAGGUUCGGAACAUAGAACUGUCUACCCAGCCGGGGGCUGGGGAGACCCCGGAUUGAACAGUCUCCAACACGGGGUUUUCUGUGUGCAUGUUUCGGUCCGAAGAAUCGUUCCCUACAGCCCCUGCAUCCUGCUGCUCGAUUUGAGGCCAGCUACACCUGCGCGGCACGGGUUACGAUCAUUUCUGUUUACG
This is a messenger RNA of Durusdinium trenchii, 1011 nucleotides long. NCBI's taxonomy places the organism in Eukaryota, Dinophyceae, Suessiales, Symbiodiniaceae. The record is from the annotation of a GenBank genome assembly.